CUUCACCGCCGUGGUUUAUCUGCGAUCUGCCAGAUCCUUCAUUGCGCUGCUCUGUUGCGGGGAAAUCUUUGUACAGAAGGCACUUGUCAAGGUGAUUACUUGUUCUUUGUGAAAUUCUCGAAAGGAGGAGACUCUUCACGACGUACUCCCCGCAAUAUCUUCCCCAUGGGCCUUUCAGACGCCCUCAACCGGCGCGUUCGGGCGCGGCCGCAAGAAGAUGAAGAGAUCUACUCAGAGCUUUCGGCAUCUGACGAAUCGGGUGAAGAAGUCUCUGGAUCAGAAGAAGAGGCAGACGGUACAGAUCUGUCAGAUGCAGGAUCAGAAGAUGACGAGGAUGACGCCUCCCAGGCUGAGGACGAUAAGUCAGACAAUGACUCCGGUGACGAAGACGAAGACGAAGUUGAAGAAGGCGAAGAAGAAGAAGAAGAAGAGGACAUCCAAUCGACCCUAAACAACAUCUCCUUCGGCGCCCUCGCCAAAGCACAAGAUUCCUUCGGAAAGCGCAAAAAAUCAUCCGACACGACAACCAAACCGUCCAAUACAAGCUCCACAGUUGAAGAAAUCCGCGCUCGACUGCGCGAAGCGCGAGAAAAGAAACUCAAAGAAUCUUCCAAUUCCAAUGGGAAAGAUGCCUCGAAACUCUCCCGCUCCUCCAAGCACGCACCUACAAUACAAUCGUCCAAACGUGCCGUAUCGCGUAAGCGCAUCGUUGUCGAAACUCCUGCGACUGCUCAACCUCGCGAUCCGCGCUUCGAUCCAACCGUCCUCUCGAACAGCGGCGCAAGAAGUAACCCCAACGCUGCGAAUAAAGCCUACUCUUUCCUAGACGAAUAUCGCGCCUCGGAACUCAAGGAACUCAAGCAACAACUUGCCAAGACAAAGAAUCCUGCACAGAAGGAGGAAUUGAAACGUAGGAUCCGCUCUACGUCCGACCGACUACGGGCUAUCGAGGAUAAGAAGCGCGAACAGGAGAUCGUUGCGGAGCACAAGAAGCGCGAGAAAGAGCUUAUCCGGGAAGGAAAGAAGAGCAAGCCUUAUUUCCUCAAGAAGUCCGAUAUCAAGCGGGAGAUGCUCAAGAAAAAGUACGAGGCGAUGGGAUCUCGGGAGAGGGCCAAGGCUCUGGAGAGGAAGAGGAAGAAGAUUGCCGGCAAGGAGAGGAAGGAGAUGCCGUGGGGUCGGAGGGGUAUGGAGGCCGAUACGGGGGCUGGUGGUGGAGGUGGAAAGAGAAGGAGGACAGAGGAAUAAUUAUCCUUCUUCCUUGUCUUUUUCGUAUUUCCGGCGUUGUCUAUUUCUUUCGCAUGGUCUUUCUAUA
Molecule: messenger RNA, 1312 nt
Organism: Paecilomyces variotii
Lineage: Eukaryota; Fungi; Ascomycota; Eurotiomycetes; Eurotiales; Thermoascaceae
Exons: 2
Coding region: 166-1245 (359 amino acids)
Biological process (GO): maturation of SSU-rRNA from tricistronic rRNA transcript (SSU-rRNA, 5.8S rRNA, LSU-rRNA)
Cellular component (GO): nucleolus; 90S preribosome
Source: RefSeq, a predicted model, not a curated record